Molecule: messenger RNA, 936 nt
Organism: Penicillium canariense
Lineage: Eukaryota; Fungi; Ascomycota; Eurotiomycetes; Eurotiales; Aspergillaceae
Exons: 1
Coding region: 1-936 (311 amino acids)
Source: RefSeq, a predicted model, not a curated record
AUGUCUGACCCGUCAUCCGUCGUGGACGGGAUGGUUGGCGCAUACACUGGCCAAAGCUCCCUGUUGAUCGUGAGUUUUACGACAUUGCUGAGCAUCGCGCUGUACAACUCGCUGGAGCUCGUCGUCCUCAUUUUAUGUACAUUUCGACACUGGCGUGGUCUCUACUUCUGGAGCCUGCUGCUGAGCGGCCUGCUUGGGGUGGUUCCACAGGCCGUCAGCUUCCUCUUGAAAUAUCGGAGCCUGGCACCGCUCUGGUUUUCCCUCACCUUGUCCACGAUCGGUUGGUAUUUUAUGGUCACUGGCCAGGCGAUCGUGCUCUACUCUCGCCUGAAUCUGCUCGUGCAUGACCCCAAAAUUCUCCGUCGCGUCCUAAUCAUGAUCAUCACCAAUGCGAUUAUCCUGCAUGUCCCCACGACCAUUGCCACCUAUGGCUCCAAUUUCGACGGAAACAACAGAUGGAAUCAGGCCUACUCAAUCAUGGAGCGUAUCCAGCUGAUCGGCUUUUCCCUGCAAGAAUUCAUUAUCUCUGGCCUCUAUGCCAUGCAGACGAUUCGGAACCUGCGCGUCGUGCCCCCGAGUUCCCGGAUUCAUCGCUCUCAUCGACAGACCAUGUGGCUGGUACUAUCCAUCAAUAUCUUCAUUAUCUUGAUGGAUGUGGUGCUGUUGGUUAUGGAGUUUCUGAACUACUUCGUGAUUCAAACCACUCUCAAGUCCCUGGUGUACAGCAUCAAGCUGAAGUUGGAGUUUGCCGUCCUCAAUCGUCUCAUCGCCCUGGUGCGACCAGAUCAAGCAUUCUCGGAAGAUGAUUGGCAGCCAUCAAGAAGCCCUGCUCGUGCGAAUGGACAGGAGCAUGAGCUGACAGACUUCAGCGGGUUUUCUCGAGUGGCUUCCGGCGACACCGACGUGGUGAGAAUUGCCGAACCAAACUGCAAGUGA